AUGGCUACUGUGGAAUUGGUUGGUGGUACCAGUAAAAAACAAAAUUGGAAAGCUUUAAGCAUUGCAUUUAUUGUCAUUGCUAUCGUUUGUUUAUUUAUUGCCGCUGCUAUUUUUGUAACAAGAACUCGUCAAACUUCAUCUCCACAUUCACCUAUUCCAUUAAGUGAACAAGAUAUAUUUAAUAUUAAAAUACCUAAACCAUGGAAUGGUACAUGGAUAUCGGAUACAUAUUUUUCUUUUAUGGAUACAAAUGAUUCAAUUUGGAUUUAUAACUGUGAUACAUUACAAGAAGAAUUAUUAUUUAAAAGAAAUGUUAUACAACAAGAAAGUAUUGGUGAAGGUAUUGUUUCACCAUCAGCGCGUUAUAUUCUUGUACCAAAAAGAGAAGAAAAGAAGCAUCGGUAUUAUACUGAGUAUUAUUAUGUUUUAUAUGAAAAAUCGAAAAAAAUUGCACCAAUAGGACUUUCCGAUGGUCAAUUGGUACCUUUAUCAGCUGUUUUAUAUUCGAAUUCGGAUAAUUAUUUUGCUUUUAUUCAUAAUUUUGAUGUUUAUGUAUAUGAUAUUGCACGAGCAACAAGUAGUAGAGUAACAUUGGAUGGAAAUCGAGAAAAAGUUCAUAAUGGUCUUAUUGAAUGGGUUUAUGAAUAUGAAAUUUUCAAUCAAAAUGUUCUAUUAUUUUGGUCACCAAAUGAUCGUUAUUUGGCAUUUAUUAAAAUAGAUUUACAAGAUGUUCCAAAAGCUAAUUUUCUUAAAUACGAUUUAUCAACAGAUAAUAAUGAUCGAUAUUCAAUCCCAUAUCCAAAAGCUGGUGAUACACUUCCAUUACUUGAUGUUUACAUCUAUAAUGUUCGAUCAGGAAAAACUAUACGCGUACCACGUCCAAACGAAUAUGAAAAAUUAAAAUCUGAUUUAUAUAUUUACCAUGUUGUUUGGUAUUGUGAUACAUGUUUAUCAAUUGUUUAUGGUAAUCGUGCACAAAAUUCCAGUAUAAUACAAUUAUAUGACAUUCAAACAAUAAAUACUGAUAAUGAUAAAAUAAUAUUUAAAACACGUUAUAUUGAAGAAACGCGAAAAGGUGCUUUAUUAACACGUUUUCUUAAACCAUUUUUUUCACCCAUGGGUACAUAUGGUUUUAUUAUACGAUUUGAUCCAUUAAAUUUUGACAAAAUAACACAAAAAGCUUAUCCAUAUAUUGUUCGAAUACAUUUUAAUCAAACACAUCCACAAAUUGAUGCAACAUUAUCAUCAGAUCUAUGUGUCGAUGAAAUAAUUUAUGUUGAUAAUUUUAAACAAAUAUAUUUUACUGCUUCACGUCAAAAUAAUACAAUAGAACGACAAGUUUAUCGAUGGAAUUAUACGAAUGAACAAAUUGAUGCCGAAUGUUUAUCAUGUCAUAAUGAUAAUGAAUCAUGUGGUUAUGCUAAUGCAAAAUUUAGUCGUGGAAAUGGUAGUUAUUAUAUACUUGAAUGUUAUGGACCAAAAAUUCCUUAUUCAACAUUAUAUAAUCGCACGAACAAACUUAUUUUAAUUAAUGAUAAUGCUCCAUUUCGAGAAUGGAUUGAUAAGCGAUUAAUGCCUUAUGUAGAUUAUUUUUCAGUACCAUUAGAUAAAAAAAAUACAGUUGGUCAUGGAAUGAUUAUUUUACCACCAGGUUAUAAUUCAAAUGUUACAAUUGCAUCAUAUCCUGUUAUUGUAUCAAUAAAUGAUCAAUUAUAUGAUCAAAGAGUUACUAAAAAAUUUGUUUUACCAUUAGCAGAAUUUGCUCAUGUUACACAAGAUAAUAUAAGUAUUGUAUUAUUUGAUGCCCAUGGUAGUACUGGACAAGAUGAAAAUUAUUUAAAAAUUACUGAAUCGAAUUGGUUCCAAAGUCAAUAUGACGAUUAUAUGAAAGUUGCAAAACAUCUUAAAGAAAAUGAAAAGAAAUUUAAUGAAACAUUAAAUGCAACACGAUUUGGACUUAAAGCAAGAGGUCCUGCUGCAGUUAUAGCAUUAAAAUUACUUGAAAAAUCGAAUUCUGGAAAAGAUGAAUAUAUUUGUGCAUUUCUUGAAUCACCUGUUCAUGAUUUAUCUCAUUAUCAUGCUGUUUAUACUGAACGUAUCAAUGGAUUAGAAAAGCCAUCUAAAUCAUCUCAUCGAUAUAAUAUUCGAAAUAAAAGUCUAGCUAUUGUUCAUGGAACAGCUGAUGAGGAUGUUCACUUUAAGCAUUCAGCAACAUUAGCUAAAACAUUUAUUGAAACAGGUGCCAAUUUUCAAUUCAAAGUUUAUCCUGAUGCUGAUCAUGAUUUUGAAAAAAAUCCAACUUUACAUGAUGAUUAUUUUCAUUUUCAACGUCAAUUUUUUCAAGAAUGUCUUGGUAGUCGUGUUAAUAAAGAACGAAAAUUAGUUAUACCAGAAGAAUAUGAUUAA
Messenger RNA from Rotaria sp. Silwood1, 2406 nucleotides. NCBI's taxonomy places the organism in Eukaryota, Metazoa, Rotifera, Eurotatoria, Philodinida, Philodinidae. The record is from the annotation of a GenBank genome assembly.